Molecule: messenger RNA, 1413 nt
Organism: Pomacea canaliculata
Lineage: Eukaryota; Metazoa; Mollusca; Gastropoda; Architaenioglossa; Ampullariidae
Exons: 3
Coding region: 209-610 (133 amino acids)
Source: RefSeq, a predicted model, not a curated record
UUCAAUGUCAGACAAGGGAAGAAAACCGCUGACCUCUUCCUCUUGACCCCUGCUGCACGCUUUAUAUAAGCUGCACACUUGAAACUCGGGGACCCAGUGACGUGCCAUCGUUGAAACCUACCCAGAUCUUCAAGUGACGUCUCAAGAGCAACAGACAGGUGUCUCCAAAGAGUUAUUUUCUUCAGCUAUUUGGCAUCAAAGACAAGCAAUGGAUCGUCGACUGCUGGCAGCUGUCGUCAUAGUGACGAUGUUGAGUUCGAUUCUCGUCCUUUCUCAUCCACAGUCGAGAGAGGAACGGGGUUACCCUCCAGGGCAAGGCGUGUGCCAGGCUCCCGGGAAAGUACCGGGCUCAACUCCAGGGGGAUCGAACUUUAUUCCCUCACGAGUGAUCGGGCUGAUCCUCAAUGAACGCUGCCAGGAGUGGAGGCGGUUGAACCGCCGUCCGCCGGCCUUCUGUGUGAACGCCGCAGCCACCGGCGCCGCCGCCACCGCCAAGGUGUCCGACACCACCCUGUGCGACAACUACCGACAGUACUGGGGGCUGGUGUCGGACGACGAGAGGAGGCGGGACCACGAUAAUGUCAGACGAAAGCAUGGCUCCUGGGAUUAGUGUUUGUCAACGAACCUCGCAGUCUCGUUCAGAAGUGGGUGUGUGGGGGGUGUGUGGGGUGUGUGUGUGUGCGAAGGAAGAGCCAAGAUGGGUAGAGGAGCCUCCGACAUUGAAUGAGCGAUGUCAUCCUCGUGGUCCUGUAAUGGGUUGCAUGAGAAUCCACCCCGUGUGUGACAACAAUAGUGACAGGGGAACAAAGGUUAUGUGAACAUACCUGUAGGGGUUUGGGGGACUGAAUCUUAAACCAAAGAACUCUUUGAUGCUGUUGUACAACUCUUUGAUUUGAGCUACCCGCUUUUAUGUAUUUUAAAAAUUAUCUUUUAGCGAAUGUUUUGCUUGGACGCAGAAACUAUACCAAUGCACAUUGCAAGGAAAUGACAAUGAUGUCAAGGGAAUUUUUGUAGCAUUAGAAAGCUAAAUAACUCUACUUAUUUUCUUCCAUCUUUUUCUUUCUUUCUUUCUUUUGUUUGUUUAUUUGUUUAUUUUUUCUUUCUUUUUUGUUCUCUCUUUUUUCUUUCUUUCGUUCGUUCUUUCUUACCAUCAGUCGUACGUGAGACUAGGUUAUCUGCAUUGUCACCACGCCCUAGCCCCCAGCUUCCUGACCCAGCGAUGUAUAUUCAAAUUUACGAGUUUAUUUUUCACACGUGAGCGUGAAGACAGCCGAGCUGAAGGAGAAGUCAAGCGUAACCUCGUCAUGAUUAUUUUUAGCACCGUGACAUGGUGUUUUACAGGAAGUUGUGUGAUAUAAAAGCUGCAGCUUGUAAAUGCUAGACUUCGCCAAUAAACAAGUCUUUCACCUUCAA